Cyprinodon variegatus (sheepshead minnow) is the source of this 1465-nucleotide messenger RNA. RefSeq names its product sex comb on midleg-like 4 (Drosophila). Gene Ontology annotation, molecular function: protein binding. The coding region runs from base 169 to 1422 and encodes 417 amino acids. The record is from RefSeq and is a predicted model, not a curated record. The transcript has 8 exons. Lineage: Eukaryota; Metazoa; Chordata; Actinopteri; Cyprinodontiformes; Cyprinodontidae.
AGUGUGUUCACCAAAAAGGAGAGGAGGAAAAAAGCAGCACACUGAAAAAGCUAGAAUGCUUUUCCUGCAUUGCUAGGAAUUUAGCUUUACUGUCAUCUUUAGGGCUGUGGGAUAUGAAACAAAAGGUCUCUGCUGUUGGGCUUUCACAAUAGAGGACAGCAGCUCCAGAUGAGCGUAAUUGCUGCAGCAGCACAGAAGUCAGGCAGCAGCAGCAGCAACGGUGACAUGCAGUCGGCCGCAGUGGCUCCUUCCUUCAUCCCCAGCCAGCCGGGGAAGAUACCGGGCAGGAAGAGGGGGAGGCCCCCCCUCCGCAGCGUGGCUAAGAUGGAUUUCCCUAACCGGUACCCCGAGUCACUCCCACCACUCAAAGUGCCGAAGAAAAGGGGGAGAAAGCCCGGCUUCAAGCUCAAACCUCGGAUGGUGAUGACCCCUUUGGCAAUUUCUCCACCCAGCAGCACCCCUGAGCCUGAUAUGAGCUCUAUUCCUCAGGACGCUGCAACCAUCCCACAUUCUGCCACCGCUCAGGUGCUAACAGUUUGCAUCUACAUCAACAAGCAGGCCCACACCGGCCCCAACCUGGACAGGAAGAAGAUCCAGCAGCUUCCUGAUCACUUCGGACCCGACAGACCGUCGGUGGUGCUGCAGCAGGCCGUCCAGGGCUGCAUCGACAGCGCCUUCCAGCAAAAAAACGUGUUCACUCUUCUCACGCAAGGCUACGGAGGAGAAAAGAUAUCAGGUGCUGUACCAAGACCUCGACCAGCCACAUUUGAUGGGAAGCAGCAUCUUCUGAGCCUCCCUGUGGUGAACAGCAUCGACUAUGUGCUUCGUUUUCUCAAGAAGCUUUGUCGCAGCCUGCACUGUGAAAACCUCUUCAGCGAUCAGCCCAUUAGCCAGCGCAGCGGUGGAUCCUAUCAGUCAGAUGCUGAAACAUCCAUGACUGAGGACUAUCAUGGAGACCAGUCAGAAGCCAAGCGCUACUCUGUCGACCACGGCGAUUCUGCUUUCGGCUCCAUAAGCUCGUCCUACUCGUCAAAGUCCUCCUAUGGGUUUCGCUCUUCGCAGCAGUUCUCCAGCAGCUCAGGCGCCAUGACUAUGUGCAGACAGCCGGCCUCAAGCCCUAACAUGUUUCCAGAUGGAAACAGGACAGGAGGAUACAGCAUGCCUCCAGAAUCCCAGGAAUCUAAAGCUCCAGCCAAUAAGGACCCAACCACCUGGUCUGUAGAUGAUGUUGUUUGGUUCAUCAGAGACGCAGAUCCUCAGGCUCUAGGCCCCCACGCUGACAUCUUCAGAAAACACGAAAUAGACGGAAACGCGCUGCUGCUCCUGAAAAGCGAUAUGAUCAUGAAGUACCUCGGACUGAAGCUCGGGCCGGCCUUGAAGCUGUGUUACCACAUCGACAAACUAAAGCAGACAAAGUUUUGAAAACUGUGCCCGGCUCUACGUUCGGUAGAACGUUCAAGAGGGG